CCAGGGAUGAUCUCCUAAAAUAACUGUAAAGCCGCGAAACUACCUACUCAAUUAAUGCAAAACGCCGCAAUUUUCGGUUUUUAAUUGAUGAAAAACAGUAAUCUGUGUAUUUACUAUAAUAUUGUGGUUUUGGUUGCACAUUAAAGAUCAUGACGAUCUUGCAAAAUGUGUGCAGGGCUUGUAUGGACGAGACCGAAACCCUGGUGGAUCUGUUCGCCGACAUCCGCGAUCCGACUAUUGACGAGCCGGAGAUGAGCCUCUCCCACAUCCUCGCCCAGUGCACCAAUCGCAGCGUGGAACGCGGCGAUCCUCUGCCGCAAUUCAUCUGCCUGACCUGUGUCCUGGCCGCCCAGAACGCCUUUCGAUUCAAGUGGAAGACUGAGCGAAGCUACCAGCACUUCUGCCGUCUGCUUAACAAUCCGGAUCAGAAUCCGAACCUGGAAACGCAGCCCCAAAAGAAUGGGCAACAUGAGUCAGAAACCCAGCUACAAAACGAUAAUGAUCAAAAGCAGAGACCCCAAACGAAGAACCAAGACAACCAAGAAGAUGUUACAGCGGGAUCUUGCUCUAUUCCAAAUCUUAGCAGGCAAACUACUCCCAGAAAAGAAAAGAGGAUGGAUCUCCUUCAACGACAAUUGCGUUGUGAUGUCAAUGGCAACUACAAGUGCCCGCACUGCCCCAAGAGGUUUUAUUCCCAGACCCAGUUGAGGACCCAUAUCAGUGCGCUGUGCCACAUGUGCCCCUACUGCCCACGUGCCUAUACCAAAAAAGCCAGCCUAAAACGACAUCUGCUGAACCACGUUAGCAAGGCUAUGCACAAGUGUCCGCACUGCUCAAAGGCUUUUAUGCGAAAGGAUCAUCUUAAGAAACACUUUCACAUCCACGACAAUGACGGCCCGCUGUCCUGCAACCAGUGCUCGGCCGUAUUUAUCGAGGCUAUUCAGCUGAAAAUCCACCGCAAGGAACACCUACCGAAGACAGCGUCUUCAAGCUCGGAUUCUACGAAAGAUUGCCACUCAGAGGAGAGCGAUCAGGAUCCGGAUGUAAAACCAAACAUCUCCAAUGGCCAAUCGCUGUCUAAACCAAUGGAUUGCGAACUUAGCUCAGAAAGCUAUUUGGGCAAAGAGAAUCUAAAAAUGCAUAAUAUUCUUGAGCCACCGCGACUACGCAAGAGAGAACCACAAAACCACGGCGAUAGUCUUCUGAGUAACACCAGCGAUGAAGUUCGCGUCAAAAAAAACGAAAUUCCGAUUAUAAAGUGGUUUCAUAGCAGCAGUGGCAGCAGCGUAGAUCAGAAGACAAGCUCAGGUGGACGAACCAAGUGA
Messenger RNA from Drosophila takahashii, 1325 nucleotides. Lineage: Eukaryota; Metazoa; Arthropoda; Insecta; Diptera; Drosophilidae. The record is from RefSeq and is a predicted model, not a curated record.